This is a messenger RNA of Scylla paramamosain (green mud crab), 4728 nucleotides long. Its product is annotated as cytosolic carboxypeptidase 2-like. NCBI's taxonomy places the organism in Eukaryota, Metazoa, Arthropoda, Malacostraca, Decapoda, Portunidae. Gene Ontology annotation, molecular function: metallocarboxypeptidase activity; zinc ion binding. The transcript has 19 exons. The record is from RefSeq and is a predicted model, not a curated record. Gene Ontology annotation, biological process: proteolysis. The coding region runs from base 676 to 3615 and encodes 979 amino acids.
UAAUAUUUAAUGCUCAGUUUUUCCCUAUUUAGGUACCAUCAAAACAGUAAUUAUUGCUUAUACGAGUAGGUAGCGAAAACAUCCCCAGUGGAAUUAUUUAGACUGAAGAAUGAACGUCGCGUGAGGAACGUGAAGCAAAUGUUUGGGUGGUCUUGAGUUCGCACUGGCGGCAGUUGUUCACGGGAAAGUUUCAGAAGUGCCGGAGUACUGGUUCGCCGAGCCCCGCCACGUGCCGCCGCCUCACGCACGGCACCCUUGAUUCAUGAAUUCCCUAACAUGAUGCCACUGAGCUAUUUUUUCUCUCCUUGGCCUUCACUAUUUAGCAAUAAACCGAGUUAUUGCACUAUAUUCCACAUGUCAGACUUGUUUAUAACCGUCGAGGCUGGUGACGUGGGCAGCACCUCUCCGUGAUGAAUCUGGCAACUCGCAGAUCAAGUCCGGCAGAGACGCUGGUCAAUAGUGGCCGUGGCCGCGGCGGUGGACGGGCCUCGCCAGCCACGCUCGCAAACUUAUUCUGGCACCACCACCAUGUUGCCUUGAGUCUCAGUGUCGUGGAACCUCCGGCAUGAGGGAUGAGGCGAUGGAGAGACUUGCAAGGUGAUAACUGUCGAGUCUGAUGUAGGCGGCGGGCGAGGAGAAGCGACGGCAGCCCGGGCCAGUGUAGCGGCCGGGAACAUGUUCGGGUCGGGGGGCCACCUUGCGUUCAGUCAUGUCUCUCAGCUGCAGGCAAGAUACUUCCCGCUGAGGGGAUGCAACAUGGGGAGCCUGCAGGACCCAAGGAAGGAGGAUGCGGCAGGAUCGGAAAAACCCGGGUAUUCUUGCUACCGUCUGCAGGCCGCCGCCACCGCCUCCGCCCCGGGUACUAGGUCAUCCUCGCCCCCCCACGCCCGCGACCUGUACGGCGUGGUGCGGGAGGCGUGUGCCCAGCAGAACGUGAAGUGGCCAGUGGAGUGUCAGGUAAUCGAGGAGAAGGUGCGUCACUUGGAGGACUGGCCGGUGUAUCCUGAGGAGUUCUACGAGCCGACGGGCACCGAGCUGCGUCCUCAGCCUGUCGGUGACGAGAUGGGGCGCGUCGUGUACCACUACUACCCCACCAGCUCCGUCAACUACUUCUCUCGCUCGUGUGUCGGCGGGAACAAAUACCUGAACGAGGACGUCCGCCCGCCGCUGGAGGACGAGAACGACACCACUCUGCAGUUCGAGUCCCGCUUCGAGUGUGGCAACUUGGGCAAGGCCGUGCAGGUGUCCGAGUGCUACUACGAGCUACACCUGCGGGCGGACAUGUACACCUCGAGACACACCCAGUGGUUCUACUUCGCCGUGUCCAACACCCGGAAGGACAUUACUUACAGGUUUUCAAUUGUGAACCUGACGAAGGGCGACAGUCUCUACAACCAUGGGAUGCGGCCGCUCAUGUACUCUCGUAAGGAGGGAGACCUGCACGGGGUGGGCUGGCGGCGGUGUGCUACCAACAUCGUCUACUUCAAGAACCACGACAGUAGCAACGAUGCUACCUGCUAUGACAGUGACGACGAUGGGGAGGACGACGCUCCUUCGUACACGCUCAGCUUCAACGUGACCUUCCCCCACGACCACGACACUGUGCACCUGGCUCACUGCUACCCCUACUCCUUCUCCGACCUGCAGGAACACCUCCUCUCCAUACAGAACGACCCUUUUAAGGCCAGCGUGUGUCGCCAGCGUGUGUUGUGUCGUUCACUGGCAGGCAACCCCGUCUACCUCUUAACCAUCACGAGCCACGACAACGACGACGACUCGAAGAAAAAGAGGGCGGUGGUGCUGUCGGCUCGAGUCCAUCCCGGCGAGACGCCUUCCUCCUGGAUUAUGAAAGGCAUCCUCGACUUCCUCACCGCCGACCACUCCAAGGCACAUGAGCUACGGAGUCAGUUUAUUUUCAAGAUCAUCCCGAUGCUGAACCCCGACGGCGUGAUAGUGGGCAACCAUCGCUGCUCACUGGUGGGGCGCGACCUGAACCGCCAGUACAAGAUGGUGGUGAAGGAGAUGUUCCCCGCCAUCUGGCACACCAAGGCCAUGGUCAGGAGGCUGAUAGACGAGUACGGCGUAGUAAUGUACGGUGACUUCCACGCACACUCCCGCAAACACAACAUCUUCAUCUACGGCUGUGAGAACCGUCGUAACCAAGACAACCACCUCAGGGAGCAGAUCUUCCCCCUGCUGCUGCACUACAACGGCGGGGACAAGUUUAGUUUCCGGAGCUGCAAAUUUAAAGUGCACCGCUGCAAGGAGGGCACGGCGCGGGUGGUGGUAUGGAUGAUGGGCGUGCUGCACUCCUACACCAUGGAGGCAUCUUUCGGCGGCGCCUCGGAGGGCCCGCGCGCCGGCACGCACUACAACAUCCACGACUUCACCUCGAUGGGCCGCCAGUUUUGCGAGACGCUUUUUGAGUACUUCGACCCGCAGCCUAUCAAGGAGAAACUCAGGAACAAGUUGUGGUCGCGCCUCAUCAAGAAAGGCUCCAGUGCUGACGAACCUGCCUCCAUCGACCUAAGUGAAACCAACUCAAGCAGCGAGGAAAGUGACCGUCAAGUGACACCAGUAAGACUGAGGAAGAAGAAAUUAGUGAGGAACCCGCGGAGGAAAGGCACGGCUAAUCGCACCAGCGUGGCCCAGGUGGUGGAGAGAGUCACCACGCAGAUGAGGAUGGAGAAGUGUGAGCGGCGCAGCAAGAGUUCACAGCACAGUCGGUCCGGGUCAUCGGGAUCGCCGGUGGGCAACUGCCGCGAGUCCCACGAGGGAGGGCGAGGCGUGAGGUAUCGGAGGGACUCAGCGGUGGAUUCUGGUCCUGAGGACAACACACUCUCCAAAUCCCUGCCAGACACAAAGCCUUGCCUUAAAAAAUUGCUGGAGAAGCCGUCGCCUUCCGGCAGCACCCUCGACCUCCACUCAGGCCGCACCAGCCUGAGGCCGACCCAGUACAGACUGGAGGAGGCCUUGCCCCUGCCAUGCUCAGCGCCACCUCUCCGCAGGUUUAGUCACAGCCUAAUCCGUCCACCCUUGCUGCAGUCCUCCUCCACCAGCCGGGAGGGACUCUCCUCCCCUGCCCCACCAGAGAGAAACGCUGCCAGCUCCGUGAACGAGACCCUGGCGCUCAGAUUCCACAGCAACAGACACAGAGAAGCCAACCACAGUCGCGUUGGGGGCGGUGGGGGGCGUGCGGCUCUGCCUCAACUGGCCCCUGCCGACGCUGCGCCUCCCUCUCCUUCCCCAAGACGGGUGCGAUCCAGACGGCCGGGAGCUGCAGGACCUGCCUGUUCACUUGGAGGGGACGACGAAGAGCUACAUGGAGCGCAUGGAGGAGCUCGUGGCUACCAGACUCGCCAUCAGCGACACAGAAGAGGGGAGCGUUGGCGUGUGGUGGGAGGGCGAGGCGACGAGGCUGUUCCAUCACAACGGCAGCGUGCGGCAGCCGGAGGCUCUGGAACCCGUGGUGGCCAAGACGAGAUUGCACGAUCCUCGACGGCUCGUCAGGCCGACUCGCCCACAGCCCAUCGUGUACACCUCAGGCCGUGCCGCUCAUCGCGGGGCAUCACAGCUGCACAGAUCGACGCUGACUCGCAGAGGAAAGCUAAAUGACCAUAUUUUUAUUAAAAGAAGAGAGAAGGAGUACAGCCACCUGCUGCUGCCUCCAGAGACGAGAGUGAGGCGCACCACCGCCGUCCAGUACAUCGAGUCCUCUCCCUUAGACAGUGGCCAUGGCAACGACCACGUGCUGUGGCUGCGCAAGUCUACUGUGGAAAGUACUGAGGAUGUCGGUGAGUCUUUACUGAACGGCAACAUGGGCUAUCACCGAUAUUCCUCGCAACCCACCCAGCUCGGGAUGGGCCCCUGCGAGGAUCUUCAGGUGUCCGGUGAGGAAGUGGUGUUAAGGUUGUCCGUUCCUACCGCCAUCAGGGUAACGUCCCCCAGCAGACGCGGGGAGAAGACACGACGGGGCAGCAGCCGCAAGAGCAGCGGUAAGACCAGCAGCGUGAGGAAAGUCACGAUAAGUGCAGAAGAUGAGGAGCUGUGCGCCGACAUCGCCACUUGCGACACGCUUUUUCUCGACACCUCUGCUCAAGAAACCCCAGAGUUGUUGGCCGCCAGGAACCUAAAGGGCAAGGUGAAGAAGAAGAAGAAUGCCAAGGCUUCGACAGAAAAUAAGGAACGAGUAAGGAAAAGCGAUGAGGUGGACGAGAGAACUGCCUCUGAAGGGAUUGAUGGGGACAGGGAAUCUUGCUCUCUGGAGAAAGUGGAUCAAAAUGAUGAAGUCUCAGGGACCACCCAACCGGACUUGAAGGUGAAGAAGAAAAUUAAAAUCGUCAUUGGAAAAAAGACAAGACCCAAAAUAAGCAAGAAAAUUAUAGUAGAGAAAGACACUUAACGCAAGCAUAUGGUAAGUUCAACAUAAACAUUCACUGAAUACUUCCAAACGUUUGCGAUGGACAUAUUCAUUUAUAGAUAUCUAUCUGCCCCCUCCUACCCCGCCCCGUGCACGCCGGGAAGGUGACGACGCAGCCUCUGAGCGGCAGGUGCCUUAACCCGUCACCACGCCAGAUCCCCGCGGCAACUGCCGUCAAGUGUUCAAUGUAUACGUGACGCGACAGAUGAAUGUUGGCUGACAGAGUGGUGUGUUUAUACGCGAAGACCCUCACUGAGAAAUAAAAUUACAUCAAAAAUUGUUCGUAUCAGUCAUUCCAUUGAAUAUUU